UUAUACACGUAAUAAUAAAAUUUAACUUUAAAUCAUCGACGAAUUAGUGUUAAAUAUUAACUACUAGUUACCUAUCAUAUUCUUAAAGAUGAUUGUUUUAUUUUCUGUUCUACUUUAUUUUCAAUCAAGUUACGGGUAUUUUGUAAACAUAGAUGCCCAUGGGGAGGAAUGUUUUCAUGAUAGAGUUAGUCCAGGAACUAGAAUGUCACUAAUGUUUGAAGUAGCUGAUGGUGGAUUUUUAGAUAUCGAUGUCAAGGUUGUUGGACCUGAUCAAAGGGUAAUAUAUCAAGGUGAGCGUGAAACUAGUGGUAAAUACACUUUUGCAGCGCAUGUUGAAGGAAUUUAUAACUACUGUUUUAGCAAUAAGAUGUCUACCAUGACACCUAAAAUAGUAAAAUUCAGCAUGGAAAUUGGAGAACCUCCUAAAGAUAAUUCCAAAGAAGAUGCUGAACAUCACGACAAAUUAAAUGACAUGAUUCAACAACUCACAGUGUCAUUAGCUGGUGUAAAACAUGAACAAGAGUAUAUGGAAGUUCGUGAUCGAGUACAUAGAGCAAUAAACGACAGUACAAACAGCCGCGUUGUAUGGUGGGCAUUCUUUGAGAGUUUAAUUUUAGUAUGUAUGACCCUUGGACAAGUUUACUAUUUAAAAAAGUUUUUUGAAGUUAGACGCGUCAUCUAAA
Hydra vulgaris (swiftwater hydra) is the source of this 683-nucleotide messenger RNA. RefSeq names its product transmembrane emp24 domain-containing protein. The record is from RefSeq and is a predicted model, not a curated record. Lineage: Eukaryota; Metazoa; Cnidaria; Hydrozoa; Anthoathecata; Hydridae. Gene Ontology annotation, biological process: endoplasmic reticulum to Golgi vesicle-mediated transport; Golgi organization; intracellular protein transport. Gene Ontology annotation, cellular component: endoplasmic reticulum-Golgi intermediate compartment; Golgi apparatus; endoplasmic reticulum.